Molecule: messenger RNA, 1022 nt
Organism: Telopea speciosissima
Lineage: Eukaryota; Viridiplantae; Streptophyta; Magnoliopsida; Proteales; Proteaceae
Product: translation machinery-associated protein 22-like
Exons: 7
Coding region: 129-728 (199 amino acids)
Biological process (GO): translation reinitiation; formation of translation preinitiation complex
Molecular function (GO): translation initiation factor activity; mRNA binding
Source: RefSeq, a predicted model, not a curated record
UUCAGAAAUUUCCAAGCUGAACCUACAUUUUUUCCCCAGAACGCUUUACUGUAAGAUCGCAGAGAUUCGAAAACAAAGGUAGCGUUUAAGCAUUGGCAAAAGCAACAGAGACUCAGUGGAGAGCUUCAAUGGCGGAGAAGCCGCAACCGGUUCGCGUUCUAUACUGUCCGGUUUGCAGUCUCCCCGCAGAAUACUGUGAAUUUGGACCAGAUUUUGAGAAAUGCAAACCCUGGCUGAUUGAAAACGCUCCCAAGCUGUAUCCCGAUCUCAUUAAAGAAGCAAAUGAGAAGGAAGCAGAUAAGGUUUCCGCACAACUCCAAUCGGUUGGAAUUUCUUCCGCCGGCGUUGAUGGGUCCGCUUCUGCUGUUACUCCAGGAGGCACUUCAACAUCGAAGCAAGAAGUAAAACGUCUUCCUGGUGGAAAGAUAAAGAAGAAAGAUAAGCAAGAAGUUGUUAUCGAAAAAGUUGUUCGUAACAAACGCAAAUGUGUUACCAUGGUGAAAGGACUAGACCUUUUCGGAAUUAAACUCAGUGAUGCUUCCAAGAAACUCGGGAAAAAAUUUGCUACAGGAGCAUCUGUUGUUAAGGGUCCAACUGAGAAGGAGCAAAUUGAUGUCCAAGGAGACAUAUCCUAUGAUAUCGUGGAGUUCAUCACAGAGACCUGGCCUGAUGUGCCAGAUACUGCUAUUUAUUUCAUCGAGGAUGGCAGAAAGGUGGCUGCUGCAUAAAUUGGUGUUUAAGAAGAAUGUUGGUGCUGACUGUUGACUGGAUGAUAUAAUCUUUUUUGCAAAAUAUCAAAAAAAGGGGCCAUUUGAUCUUCCACUCCAGAGAGUUACUUACUUCUCACCGAAUCACGGUGCUUUUAAAUAGACAGGUUUGGGACCUGUUAUUUGACCUUGUUGCUGGAGAUAAACAUGUUUUUUGCAAUUUAAAUGUUUGUAGAAAAACGAUGGAUGUCUUCUGUACAUAGACGUCAGUUCUUUUUAUUGCCUCAUGAUAUAUCUUAAUAUGUGCUUGAUAAA